AUGGAUCUCCCCAUUAACAGGACACUUGCCACUGAGGUCAUUCUCCUUGGAUUUCCCCAAGAUUUUAUCAUAAACGUUGCCCUUUUCCUCUUCUUCUCUGUCGUCUAUCUGGUAACCAUCGUCGGCAAUGGCUUCAUGGUGUGCGUUAUCGUCCUCAGCCGUCACCUUCACACCCCCAUGUACUUUUUCCUCGGCAAUUUAUCUUUCAUAGAUAUUAUUUAUUCUUCAAGAACGCUUCCCAAGCUGUUGACGGACCUCCUGUCUUCCAGUAGAACAAUUUCGCUGACCGCUUGUGGCUUUCAAGCCUAUGCUGCUGUUUUCCUGGGUUCUACAGAAUGUCUACUUCUUGCUCUUAUGGCGUAUGACCGAUAUGUCGCCAUUUGUAGACCCCUCAACUAUGUCAUCGUCAUGAGAUGGAGCAUCUGCUAUCGACUCACCGCCAUUGUGUGGGCAUCAGCUUUUACGCUCACUGUGGUUCUAGCUCUUCUUCUGCCGGUGAAGCUCUGUAACCCGAACCAGAUCAACCAUUUUGCCUGCGAGGUUCUUCCGGCAAUAAAGUUGUCCUGUGACAGUACUGACAAGAUCGAGAUUGUGCUUUCAUCUGUUUCUUUCAUUACAAUCUUCUUUCCCUUUGCAUUUAUCUUACUAUCGUAUAUUGUCAUCUUAUCAUCUGUAUUAAAGAUUCACUCCGCCGCGCGCUCUAAGGCCUUCUCCACAUGUAGCUCUCACAUCACCGUGGUGGCCUUGUUCUAUGGGACGCUACUGGUUAUCUUCGCUGUUCCACCUAAGUACACAUCAGCCCAAGAAAAAUAUACUUCCAUUUUCACUUCAAUACUGAUCCCAAUGAUAAAUCCUCUUACAUAUAGUCUUAAAAACAAAGAUGUCAACAAAAUUUUCGUAAUGAAAAGUGGGAAAAUUCCAAGAUUCCAUUCACAUGGCUAG
Molecule: messenger RNA, 942 nt
Organism: Hyla sarda
Lineage: Eukaryota; Metazoa; Chordata; Amphibia; Anura; Hylidae
Product: olfactory receptor 2A5-like
Exons: 1
Coding region: 1-942 (313 amino acids)
Biological process (GO): G protein-coupled receptor signaling pathway
Cellular component (GO): membrane
Molecular function (GO): olfactory receptor activity; G protein-coupled receptor activity
Source: RefSeq, a predicted model, not a curated record